Messenger RNA from Oreochromis niloticus (Nile tilapia), 5750 nucleotides. RefSeq names its product SRY-box transcription factor 13 (gene sox13). Gene Ontology annotation, biological process: cell fate commitment; regulation of transcription by RNA polymerase II. The record is from RefSeq and is a predicted model, not a curated record. Gene Ontology annotation, cellular component: nucleus. The transcript is spliced from 14 exons. Lineage: Eukaryota; Metazoa; Chordata; Actinopteri; Cichliformes; Cichlidae. Gene Ontology annotation, molecular function: DNA-binding transcription factor activity, RNA polymerase II-specific; RNA polymerase II cis-regulatory region sequence-specific DNA binding. Bases 141 to 2135 code for a protein of 664 amino acids.
AUGCUAAUUAUGCAAACGCGGCGGCUAUACGAUGGGAUUUGAAGAGGCUCUUUGUACUUCCCCUCUUGGGGGGGGGGCUGGUCAGAGGUAACAGAAGAGUAGAAAAGACAGGCGUUACCGGUGAGGGAGAAACACUCACUAUGACCUGUGUCAGCAGAUCUCUUCCAGUUCUUCCAGUCAGGGAGCGCUGUUGGAUCUCCUCGCUUCCACUCUGCACUACCAGAAUGGUUGAGCCCAGCCCUCCAGCACUUCACAUUCACUCCAGUGGGGAUGUCAACAUGGCAGGCGUUGGUGUCAAAGUAGAACGUGAAGACUCAGGGGGAGGGGCUGCAGUGGAUACCAGCGUCGAACUUCGUAAGACGUCUCCUUCGCGUGAUUGGUCAGGAACUCAGCACCUUGAGGCUCGCCAGUUGACCCCACCACUGUCUCGCUCCCCUUCAGAGGGAUCUCCAGGUAAGGACCUGCCUCACAGACAGAGCCCCAUGGGACUGAAGGAACCUAGGAUGCAUGAUCGAUCAGAGGGACAAUCCAACUUGAAAGAAGUGAUGCCUACCAUUGAGAAGCUGCUGAAUGCUGACUGGAAGGAGAAACUACUGGAUAAAAGCACAGUGGGGGCAGGACAGCUGAAAGGUACCCCCGAAUCUCUGGCAGAGAAGGAGCUCCAGCUGUUGAUGAUGAUCAACCAGCUGAGUGGUCUGAGGGAGCAGCUCCUGGGAGCCCACUCUGAGCAGAGAAACAUGGCCGCCCUGUUGCUGGAGAAACAGCAGCAACAGAUGGAGCUGGCUCGGCAACAGCAAGAACAGAUUGCCAAGCAGCAGCAGCAGCUCAUCCAGCAGCAGCACAAGAUCAACCUGCUUCAGCAGCAGAUCCAGCAGGUGAACAUGCCCUAUGUGAUGAUUCCAGCUUUCCACCCCACCACCCAACCCCUCCAGGUCAACUCUGACCCCCAGAUGACCUUGCCACUGCAGCCGAUCCCCUGCAAGCCGACUAUGGACUACUCCAUGCAGCUACUGUCAAACACUCACCCCACCCCCGUGAAGAGAAGCAGUGGUUCCCUCCGACAGGAAGCUAGUCAGCCGUUGAACCUGACCUCCAAGCCCAAGGGUCUGGAGCUGGGGAAGACACCCAGUCCACAGAGCCUGGAGCUGGGAUCACUGGCACUGCAGGGGGCAUACAGACCCAGAGAUCUCCAGAGAGAGAUCUCCCACAGUCCACCACGAUCUGCGCUCAGUUUCCUGGGAGACGGCGACGUGGUCACCCAGGCUAUCCACGAUGCCCAGCAGCUCCUGAGGAGCCAUGGCAGCGCGGGGCGGGAGAGGGACAGGGACCGGGAGAGAGAAGUUGGCGGAAAGGCGGAGUUUAAGGUCUCUCCUCGCAAUGAGAGGAUGUCUCAGAGUGAGAGAGGUGAGGACAGACAUGGCCUGCCGUCCACUGAGGACCACCUCAGCAGUGAUUCUGAGGGUACCCUGAACAUUUCCGUCCCAGGCGGCUACGCUGAGGCACGGCCCCCUCCCUCCUCAGGCCACAUAAAGAGACCGAUGAAUGCCUUUAUGGUGUGGGCCAAGGACGAACGCAGGAGGAUCCUGCAAGCUUUCCCUGACAUGCACAACUCCUCCAUCAGCAAGAUCCUGGGCUCCAGGUGGAAAGCCAUGUCUAACCAGGAGAAGCAGCCUUACUACGAAGAGCAGGCGAGGCUGAGCAGGCAGCAUCUGGAGCGCUACCCCGACUACAAAUACAAACCCCGGCCCAAACGGACCUGCAUAGUGGAGGGACGACGGCUGCGGGUGGGCGAGUACAAGGCCAUGAUGAAGAGCCGCCGGCAGGAACAGAGAGGGACCUACGGGCACAGUCAAACGGAGCCACAGCAGAUCCAUUACCCCCACAGCGAUGGCCAGUACCCGGGGGGUAGCAGCUCGGUCUCUGUCGCUACCAUGCCUUUUCACCCUGCGCUACUGGAGCAUUACCUGCCGCAAGUCCCGCCCGUCCCCCGCAGAGCUGAGGGACAGGCCACGCCCACCUCUCUGCCUAGGGAGAGAGAGCGGGAACGCGAGAGGGAGCGACCGCCAUACAGCGAAGGAGAGGAAAGUGAUGGGGGGGAGAGGAGUGAGGGGGAACUGGUGCUCCUUACGGACUAAAGAAAGGCAACUGGGAGAGGACCCAGGAAAAGGAAAAUAAAAGAUGAGGGAUGGGACGAGAGGGGAGGGUAGCUGAGGUGGGCGGGUUGCUCUUUGAUGAAUGGCAGUCAGAGAGGAGGAAUGGAGGAUGAACUAAAGAAAUGGUGAGGGAGUGUGUGAAUGGGGGAAUAAAAAGGAAACGUCAUACUCACCCCGUUGUAAAUUAGCCUAUUCUCCAGUAAAACCUCGCCUACACAAACAAAUAAAGGCAAGCUUUUAUCAUUUCCCUUUACACGUAUCAUGUCAUCACAUGCUUUGUGUCAAAACUUUGGAGUUAUAUUUUUGUAGGUUUAUCGUUUAAUCCCUUCUGCUUCUUGUUUUCUCCCCAUGUUGACCCUUUGGCAAACAAAAUGCCCCCACAAAGACUGGAAUUAAAGCAGAUUGAUUAAAAGUUCAGCAGAGUACCUGUUUCCUCCUGUCAGACAGCUGAGGAACAGCCGCUCUGGGGUUCAGUAUGUCAGCUUUGCCACCUGCUGGAGAAGAGUGGUUAAUACUACUGUUGCCACACAUCCUAUUUAAGUUACACCACAAAUCAAACUGGAGGGAUAAAAUAAUUGGGUGAUUAAAGGUGCAUAUCAGCAGUUUUGGUACUGUGUGCUUUAGGAGAUUAAAAAAUAAUGGUCAUAUUCAGUAACAGUUGCCUCUGGCCAUAGGAUGAUUCAACACGGUAAAAAAAUAUAUCCUAUAUGCACACUGCCACUUAAAUGUGUGUGCGUUUGUAACUCAGGCUUUAUGUUAGAAAUGUUCAGUCUUUAAGCUCAUCACUGCACACAAAUGUGAUGCACAUAAAAGUUAAGGAUAAACAGUUCUACAAAGCCUGCAGGAGGCUGAAACAGCAGGUAGGGCAGCAGCAGUAUUAACAUGUCAGGGGGAGAGAUUCAAUCAUCUGGCCAACAGACGCUGCUGCUACCUUCCCUGAGUCUCUGCAGUGAGCGUUGGGAGAGCUAACUCUUUCUCUCUGACUUUGCUUAGUCUAGCUAAUGACAAAAAGCACAGAUUGUGUUUGGCACACUCUUAUUCUGCAUUUGCACCAUUUGGAGAGUUAGCAUGAAAGGUUUAUCUCAACAAACCUUCUCCCAAAAUUUGCAUGAUCCAUGUUCAAUCUGAGCUAUCAGCCUUUCUACACAUCCAACUGGCAGUUGUUGCAGAUCCGCAAGUCACUUUGCAACCCACCUUUCCACAGGAUUCUCCUUAUAUACUGAAUCUGAACUAAUCCAUUGUCAUAUCUGCCGCUCUGUUGUGCACAGGGCCUUCCCAUGUCUAGCUUUCUAUGUAUGGAGUGGAAGGGCAUCCCAGAAUAGUAACAUGCCAUAUAUAAAUAUAUAUAUGACAAUCUUUUACGUGUAUAGAUUUAUGUAGCACCAGCCAAAAGCAAAGCUAGCUUUGAGCUGAUAAAGGAGGACUUCAUUCAGUGUAGUUCAAGAUGUGCUUUUUUUCAAAUGUCUUUUUCUGGUCGGACAGGCCUUGUUGCCCAAAAGUAACGUACAAUUAAUCAACAUUGAAACCUCACCAUCAUCCUCCCACAUCUCACUGUUAGUUUGAGCCAUGCUGCUGUCAUCGUGUGUCCAUCAAUGCCCUCUCCACAGCAUGGUGGGUUAACUUCAGCCUAGCCUAUUUUUUUAUACCUCUGUUUGCUUCUUUGCAUGUUUACUGGAUGUCGUGUUGAACACAUCGUAUCUGUGUAUCCAAAUGUCUGCUGUGUUUUUCUUCUGAGAUGCUGCCUCUCGCAGCACUGGAGAAAAUAUUCACAUACAAUAUGUUUUUAUUAUUAUUAUUAUUAUCAUUAUUAUCACUAUGCUUUUUUUUUAUCUUUAAAAAUGUUUGUCAAUUUCAUCUAAAAAGGCUAAAGUAUUUCCUUUUAUCGUCUUUUACGUUCCUGUUCCUGUAACAGAGAGGCAGAUCAUCCCCAAAACUGUGAGGCUGUGUCUCUAAUCACUGCUUCUCUCCUGCCUUAGAUCUGUUAUACACAGCAGUCAGCAGCAGGUUUGUGGACAAUUGACCUUCAUUUUGCAUUGUUGAGUAGUGCAAUGCCAUUUAACACACCCUCAUAAACAUAUGUGUGUGUGUGUGAGUGUGUAUGACGUAAACUGAGAGUGCAGUAUAGAGUAAUUAGGGAGUGGUUUUGGACACAGCCUGUGCCUCAGAUUGGAGAGAGAGCUGUUGUUUAUUGGUACAAAACCCCCAUUUCCUUAUGAUGGGAACAAAUGUUUAUCUAUAAAAACUUAUAUAUAAUAUAACCCAAAGCAGAAGGAAGGUCGAUUUAGCAAUGAGAACUCAAGACACCAUAAUCAUCCCUUACUGAGUAACAUUUACUCCUCAUAAGCACUUACUAGUGUGUAUUCUUUAACAAGUUUAACAUGCUGAAAAAACAAAACUAGGUUUUUUGCAGUUAGCCUGCAUGUAAAAGAUGGACUGGGACUUUACCCAUUUGUUUUGCACUUGACUGAUGCGAUGUUAAUUUUUUUAAUUAGUAAUUAGUUAAUGCUGGCAAGCUUGGCUAGCAAGUUACAAAUAUGUACAGGUAUAACAAACUGCUUAACACUGCCAAUUAGGUUUUUUUUAGGCAACCCCCCCCAAUAAACAAUGCCAAUUAGUGCAGAAGACAAAAAAAUACUAGAACACUCACCAAAAUGGAAGGACAGACUUCCAUAUGUCAGGCUGUACCAUAGAUCACAUCUAUGGUAUACCAUUUGUUAUAUACUUAAGUUAAAAGGGAUAAAAGAAACAAACAUGGUGGCUUGAAUUAAGUGGCUUUUCCUAAACAGCCAUCAAUUACAGCUUCAUGUCAAUCAGUGUGGCCACACCCCAAACUUAUUUCCUUUGUAAUGCUAGUAAUUUGGCUCUUUCAAUGUGAAACCAUGUGGACUGACUUGCUUUUAGAGAAAUAUACUAACAGUAGCAGCUUUGCAUACUGCCUGUAUUCCUAAAUCAACGGAAUCGAAUAUAAUGAAGACAAAUCUGUCUUUUUUAAAAAUACCUUAAACCCUUUACUUUUUAAGUAGCAGCAGUAAAGGUUAGUACAGGAUUUUUUAAUAGAUUGAAUGCGUCACAAUUGUAGCAGCUCUAUUCUUUGAUCCACAGAAAAAAAAUAAAGCUCGAAAUAGACUUGCUACUUCCUGGCAUGUUGUUGUUAUCCUCUAAAAAGCUCAGGCUAACACUUUUAGACCCAAGGAUAAUUUUGGUGCCUUUGUUCUCAUCACUCAGUGACCCUGUUGACUGAACAUAAAGUUUGUGCGACUGGCUCAAUCCUUCAUUGGCUCAAUCCUUCAUUGGCUGACUGCAAAGUUGACAAAUCAAAGUGGCAGACCUCGUUGGGGUUGGGGCUCGUUGUAAGGAUGCUGGCUUUUGUGUACAGAGAUGGAUAUCAAUGACAUGUUUAAAAUGUUUAUCCUAUUUUAGUGAGACGUGAUGAGGAGUCACCUGUCGUUAACCCCUGCUGAUGUAAAUAUAGAAAGAGACUUUAUUUUGUUUAUAAGAGCUUGUGUAAUUUAAAGGUGUACAUUUCUCUAUGUUUUCACAGUUUUGUGCUUUUUUGUUGUUGUUUUUUUCAAAAGAUAUUAAAAUUGCUUGUGUUAA